Salvia splendens (bonfire salvia) is the source of this 1428-nucleotide messenger RNA. Its product is annotated as aspartic proteinase PCS1. Gene Ontology annotation, biological process: proteolysis. Gene Ontology annotation, cellular component: extracellular region. The record is from RefSeq and is a predicted model, not a curated record. The transcript has a single exon. Lineage: Eukaryota; Viridiplantae; Streptophyta; Magnoliopsida; Lamiales; Lamiaceae. The coding region runs from base 20 to 1330 and encodes 436 amino acids. Gene Ontology annotation, molecular function: aspartic-type endopeptidase activity.
CACUCCCACCUCCUCAACAAUGGCUUCCUACACCUUCCUCUCUCUCCUCCUCUUCUCACUACUACUCUCCACUUUCCACCCCUCUCUUCAACAAAACACACUCCAUGGCUCCUUCCCGCUCACUUCCGCUCCCCUUUCCGACACCUCCGCUUUCAAAGCGAGGUAUUUAUCAACUCUCGCAGCGAAGAAGGCCGCCGCGGCGCCGUUCGGAUACAACUUCCACUCCUCGUUCAAGUACUCAAUGGCCCUGAUCGUCUCGCUCCCAAUCGGCACGCCGCCGCAGACGCAGAAGAUGGUGGUGGACACCGGCAGCCAGCUCUCCUGGAUUCAGUGCCACCGGAAAUCCCCUCGCCAGCAGCCUCCUCAGGCACCCUUUGACCCCUCCCUCUCCUCCUCCUUCUCCGUCCUCCCCUGCAACCACCCCCUCUGCAAGCCCCGGAUUCCCGAUUUCACCCUCCCCACCACUUGCGACCAGAACCGCCUCUGCCACUACUCCUACUUCUACGCCGACGGCACCCUCGCCGAAGGCAAUCUCGUCAGAGAAAAAUUCACUUUCUCCAUUUCCCAAUCUACCCCUCCCCUCAUCCUCGGCUGCGCCACCGACUCUGGCGAGGCCGAGGGCAUUCUCGGAAUGAACCUCGGACGCCUCUCCUUCAUUUCCCAGGCCAAGGUCCCCAAAUUCUCCUACUGCGUGCCGCUGCGAACGCGCCGCAACACGGUCUCCCCGACCGGUGGCUUUUACCUAGGCCACAAUCCCAAUUCAAAUACAUUUAAGUACAUCAAACUUUUGACUUUCCCCAAAAGUCAACAGACCCCCAAUUUUGACCCACUGGCCUACACGGUAGGCCUGGCCGGGAUCAAAAUUGGAGGGAAAAAAUUGAACAUCUCGGCGGCAGUGUUUCACCCGGACGCUACUGGGUCCGGCCAGGCAAUGAUUGAUUCGGGCACCCAGUACACCUUUCUAGUGGACGCGGCCUAUGCCAGGGUGAGGGAGGAAGUCGUGAGGCUAGCGGGUCCGAAAUUGAAGAAGGGGUAUGUUUACGGAGGGUCGUUGGAUAUGUGCUUCGACGGGGACGCGGCCGAGAUCGGACGGUCGAUAGGCGACAUGGCUUUCGAAUUCGAUAAUGGCGCGGAGAUUGUGAUCAAUAAAGAGAGGAUUUUAGAUGAAGUUGGUGACGGUGUGCAUUGCGUCGCCAUCGGGCGAUCGGAAUCGUUGGGCGUUGCUAGUAAUAUUAUUGGCAAUUUUCAUCAGCAAAAUCUUUGGGUUGAAUUUGAUAUGAAUAAUAGGCAAAUAGGAUUUGGGGCAGCUGAUUGUAGCAAGUCGGCAUGACCAUGUUCCUCAUUAAUUUCAUUUUGUGUAUACAUGUAAAUUAUUUUAUUUUAAAGGAAAAUAAGUAUAUAUUGUCACGAAAUUAAAUUAGUGAAUCA